AUGGCUGAUAGUCUACGGGAGGAAGUGGCGAAACUCACCAAAUGGGAUGGACCGAAUGCCAUAAUGCUAUUGAUCGAUGCUAUCGAUAAAGCUGGCCGCGUUUCUGGUACCAAACUACAAAGGCUAGCGGGGGGCAUGAGCCGUGCACUUGGAUUUAGUGGUAGGGAAUGCCGGGAGGACGCAGAGGAAGAGAACCCUUUCAAUACGUUUGACGAUAACGGCGAUGAUUCGUUCGAUGCUGAGUUUGGCUUUGACACCCAGUCCACUCCGGUUAGCGUGCACGAGAGUGCAGUUGAGUUACUGAAGGCAGGAUUCCAUCCCUUGAAGUUGCAGCUGCUAUGGGACAAAGUGAAGGACAUCUUGAUUCGAAAGAUUGAGAGUGAGAUGCUUGGUUACCACAUUAACAUUGCUCAAUCAGUGGAAGUGUUCGUUGUUCCUGACCCUUUCCAUAUUCUGAAGGAAGGAGAAGUCUAUAUGCGAUCAAAUCAGGGUUUCGAGGGGAUGUUCACUGACACACUGGAAGGUCCCGUUCUGCUGAGCAGGAACCCUACGAGGGUGCCUUCGGACGUGCAAAAAGUCACUGCUGUGCGAUGCCCGCAGCUCGCUGAUUACAGCAACCUUGCUGUGGUCUCGUGCAAGGGGAAGCGCUCACUGGCCAGCUAUCUCGCAGGCGGAGACUACGAUGGGGACACUGUCAUGGUCGUAUGGGACCAGAAUUUUGUGCGGCCCUUCUGCAACGCGGACCUGGUGGUGCCCGAAGAGAACUUCAUCUCAGAGAAUUUCCAUCGAGAUAUUGAGAAAGUGCCUGACUUCCUUAAUCGCAUUGCGAGGCAGCGUCGUUCACAAUGCCAUAGUGAAUUGCUAAGAGUUCUGCUACAAGGCAUGGCAGACAGGAAGGUCGGAAUAUAUUCCAUGUAUCAUGACAUUACAGUGCACGCUUACGGCCUCGCGGAUGCAAGGACGGUACGCUUGGCGCAUAUGUGA
Messenger RNA from Gloeophyllum trabeum ATCC 11539, 984 nucleotides. RefSeq lists its product as uncharacterized. Lineage: Eukaryota; Fungi; Basidiomycota; Agaricomycetes; Gloeophyllales; Gloeophyllaceae. Gene Ontology annotation, molecular function: RNA-directed RNA polymerase activity. The transcript is spliced from 6 exons. The coding region runs from base 1 to 984 and encodes 327 amino acids. Gene Ontology annotation, cellular component: nuclear RNA-directed RNA polymerase complex. Gene Ontology annotation, biological process: siRNA processing. The record is from RefSeq and is a predicted model, not a curated record.